GCGGGGCCUCGCGGAGGGCGGGGCUUCCCCUCCCGGCGCGCAAGCGCACAUUUCCAGAACCGGAAGCAGUGCGGGGUCGGGCAUGGCGGCGGCCGCGGAGGGUGUCCCGGCGACCCUACGAGAGGAGCCAGUCCGAGACGAUGCAGCCGUGGAGACAGCCGAGGAGGCCAAGGAGCCGGCGGAGGCGGACAUCACCGAGCUCUGCCGGGACAUGUUCUCCAAAAUGGCCACUUACCUGACUGGGGAGCUGACGGCCACCAGUGAAGACUAUAAGCUCCUGGAAAAUAUGAAUAAACUAACCAGCCUGAAGUAUCUUGAAAUGAAAGAUAUUGCUAUAAACAUUAGUAGAAAUUUAAAGGACUUAAACCAGAAGUAUGCAGGACUGCAACCUUAUCUGGAUCAAAUCAAUGUAAUCGAGGAGCAGGUAGCAGCUCUUGAACAGGCAGCCUACAAGUUGGAUGCAUAUUCAAAAAAACUGGAAGCCAAGUACAAGAAGCUGGAGAAGCGAUGAAAGCUUAUUCUUAUGGAACAAAGUCUUUUUUACUGUGGAAGAUUGUUUUAUAAGACCUGAAUCUGGAGGCUGAUGAAUUGUUAAAAUUCCUCAAGAGGGAAGUAUGCUGGUCACCCCCAGAAACAUCCCAUCACUGGAGUAAACUGGAGGACAGUGGCUACUUCUGAAUUUCUACUGAGGCAUUAUCCCUCAGAAAUUCAUACUUACAACUCCUUAACUUUUACUUGAAUGUUUCAUCAACCAGUCAGUACAAGGAGUCCCUCAGAAUUAAGGGUAAACCUGGGCUUGUCAGCAGGAAAUGAGAGAACCUGCUUUCUCUGGUAGUGGUUGAUGGCUACUUUAUUUUCUCAAGUGGCUGGUUUUUGAGUUUGUAAAUGAUUGUUUUCUAUUAAGGAUGCUAAUGUAUUGCUAACAAGAUUCUAAAUUAAAAAAGGAAAACAAGCUUAUUCUCUACUGUGUACUAUUUCUCAAAUGUUAGUAAUUUAUUUUUCCAGAGCAUUGUAAAUAAUAGAAAAUCUUAAACUAAGUCUAGACUGAGCAGAAACAGUGGAAGAAGUAUUGUGACAAUUUGGUGUGAUAGACCCCCUCCUCUCCCUUUUCUGUGUCUGAUAUGGAAAUGGACAUCUUGACAUGUGCUCCCUUUGGGAAAUGUGAUAGAAAGAGAGAUAGUGUUUAUGUAUGUAUAUUUGUAAGGUGGGAUGGUGGGGCUGCCACUCAUAAGAUAAAAUAUUUUACUUUUUUUUUUUUUUAGAUUUUUAUUUAUUUAUUAGAAAGAUUAGAGGAGAGAGAAAAAGAACCAGACAUGUGCUGCCAGGGAUUGAACUCAGGACCUUACGCUUGAGAGUCCAGUGCUUUAUCCACUGCGCCACCUCCCAGACCACACUAAAAUAUUUUAUUAUUCAAUAAACAUCCCCCUUAUUCACAUCUGUAGAGUCAUGGGGGUUCUGGGGACCUGAUCGUCUUCCUUUUAAACUGGAAACAUCAGUGAAUGGAGGAUACUGAACUCUCUAGUUUGGAAGACAGCAACCUCAUCCGUAGUUAGUUGUUAGCAGCCAGGAAGGGAUGUGAGGUCUCAAAUUCUAUCUUGAAAGUAGUUCUUUUUUUUUUUUAAUUACUUAUUUAUUAAUUGAAUAUAGAGAGAAAGUGAGAGGGAAAUGGGAGGCAAAGUGGAGGAGAGAAAAACACUGGUGAAGCUUUACCCCUUGCAGGUGGAGACUGGGGGCUUGAACCAGGAUCCUUGCACACUGUAAUGUGUGCACUUUUU
Erinaceus europaeus (western European hedgehog) is the source of this 1775-nucleotide messenger RNA. RefSeq names its product biogenesis of lysosomal organelles complex 1 subunit 2 (gene BLOC1S2). The record is from RefSeq and is a predicted model, not a curated record. Gene Ontology annotation, cellular component: BLOC-1 complex; BORC complex; gamma-tubulin complex. Bases 83 to 511 code for a protein of 142 amino acids. Lineage: Eukaryota; Metazoa; Chordata; Mammalia; Eulipotyphla; Erinaceidae. Gene Ontology annotation, biological process: endosomal transport; lysosome localization. The transcript has 5 exons. Gene Ontology annotation, molecular function: gamma-tubulin binding.